AUGUCUGAUUUAUAUUAUACUGAGGAAGGCAUUGAGGAGCUUCAAGAUGAUGACAUAGAAGAUAUUCCCAUGCAGCUGAAUGCACAGGAGGGAGAUGACGACGAAAUAACUCCUGAUUUAUGGCAAGAGGCCUGCUGGCUCGUUAUCAGUAGUUAUUUUGAUGAAAAGGGUUUGGUUCGGCAACAAUUGGAUUCUUUUGAUGAAUUUAUUCAAACGUCCGUCCAAAAGAUUGUUGAGGACUCCCCUGUUAUUGAGUUUCAGGCAGAAGCUCAGUACAUAGGUGGAAUGAUUGAGAAACCGGUGCAAUAUGCCCUUCGAUUUGAACAAAUUUAUCUCAGCAAAGCAACUCAUUGGGAAAAAGAUGGUUCUUCUGCUCCCAUGACACCGAAUGAUGCACGACUUCGGAACCUGACCUAUGCUGCCCCCUUGUACGUUGAUGUUGUCAAAAAAGUCACCAGGGACGGCUACGUCGAUGAAAAAAAAUUUGAGAAGAAGUUUAUUGGCAAAAUUCCCAUAAUGCUGAGGUCGAGUUAUUGCAUUCUGGCUGUAAUGAGCGACCGUGACUUGGCAGAACUUAAUGAAUGCCCUCUUGAUCCUGGUGGCUACUUCAUUAUAAAUGGAUCUGAGAAAGUUUUGAUUGCUCAGGAGAAGAUGGCUACAAAUACAGUCUAUGUAUUUCAACAGAAGGACAGCAAGUACGCCUACAAAACUGAGAUUCGAUCCUGUCUUGAGCAUAGUUCUCGCCCAGCCAGCACGCUUUGGGUUAACAUGAUGGCCCGUGGUGGUAAAGACAGCAAUAAACGCGCAACUAUCGGUCAACGCAUUGUUGCCAUCCUCCCUUAUAUCAAACAAGAGAUACCUGUUCUAAUUGUGUUCCGGGCUCUCGGCUUCGUGGCUGAUCGUGAUAUUCUAGAACAUAUUAUCUAUGACUUUGAGGAUAGUGAAAUGCGUGAAAUGAUAAAGCCGUCUCUUGACGAAGCUUUUGUUAUUCAAGAUCAGAAGGUUGCGCUUAAUUUUAUCGGGUCCCGUGGUGCUCGCCCAGGCGUCACGAAGGAAAAGCGCAUCAAAUAUGCUAAAGAGAUAUUACAAAAGGAAACACUUCCUCAUGUUGGUAUUUCUGAUUACUGCGAUACUCGCAAGGCCUUCUUUUUGGGAUACAUGGUUCACCGUCUUCUUCUCACAGCGCUCAAACGACGUGAUGUUGACGACAGAGACCAUUAUGGAAACAAGCGACUGGAUCUUGCGGGUCCUCUACUUGCCUUUCUCUUUCGUGGACUGUUUCGUAACUUAACCAAAGAAAUUAGACUGUAUGCCCAAAAGUUCAUCGACAAAGGGAAGGACUUUAAUCUCGAAAAUGCUAUUCGUAGUCAGAUAAUAACAGAUGGCUUGAAGUACUCCCUCGCUACGGGCAACUGGGGAGAUCAGAAGAAGGCCAAUCAAGCUAGGCCGGGUGUUUCUCAAGUUCUCAAUCGACUCACGUUUGCAUCUACCCUGUCGCAUCUUCGGCGUUUGAAUUCUCCAAUCGGUAGAGAUGGGAAGUUGGCUAGACCUCGUCAGCUACACAACACUUUGUGGGGCAUGAUUUGUCCAGCAGAAACGCCGGAGGGUUCUGCUGUUGGUUUGGUCAAGAACUUGGCUCUCAUGGCGUACAUAUCUGUCGGGAGUCAACCGUCACCGAUUUUAGAGUUUCUUGAGGAAUGGAGUAUGGAGAACCUAGAAGAGAUUGCUCCCUCCGCAAUCGGAAAAACUUGUAAAAUCUUUGUCAAUGGCUGCUGGGUCGGGAUACACAAUUCCCCGGAUCAUCUUAUGGUCACACUGAGGAAACUUCGGCGCCAAGUGGAUGUUAUUGUGAGUGAGGUCAGCAUGAUCAGGGACUAUCGUGAUCAGGAGAUCAGAAUUUACACUGAUGCUGGUCGUAUCUGCCGUCCGCUUGUCAUUGUUGAGAAAGGCAAGCUUAUGCUCAAGCGGACUCACAUCGAUCAACUAAAAAAUAGAGCCUAUAACCAGCUUGUGCUGUACGGUGUGGUGGAAUAUAUUGACAUUCUAGAGGAAGAGACAGCCAUGAUUGCUAUGGGUCCGGCUGAAAUGCAGGCCGCAGUAAAUUACUGCAAGACCCAUACUCACUGUGAGAUUCAUCCAAGCAUGAUUCUGGGCAUCUGUGCGAGCAUCAUUCCCUUCUGUGAUCACAACCAAUCUCCGCGGAACACCUACCAAAGCGCAAUGGGAAAACAGGCUAUGGGUGUAUACAUCUCCAACUUCCACACUCGAAUGGAUACCUUAGCUAACGUAUUAUACUAUCCUCAGAAGCCCCUUGUUACCACGCGAUCAAUGGAGUAUCUGAGGUUCCGAGAAUUACCAGCUGGUAUCAAUGCCAUUGUGGCGAUCGCUUGCUACACUGGCUACAACCAGGAGGACUCGCUAAUUGUUAAUGAGAGUGCUAUUCAGCGUGGUUUCUUCCGAUCGGAGUUCUACCGAACUUAUAAAGAUCAGGAAGCGAGACAUGGAAUGGAUCAGGAAGAGGUUUUUGAGAAACCAAAUCCACAAACUUGUCGCGGAAUGCGACACGCCAUUUAUGAUAAGCUAGACGAUGAUGGUCUCAUCGCUCCUGGCACACGUGUUUCCGGUGACGAUGUGCUUAUUGGAAAGACUAUUUCCCUACCAGAAAAUGAGGAUGAGCUCGAUGGUGGUCAAAGGCGCUACACAAAACGUGAUGCUUCCGUAUUUAUGCGCCGCAGCGAGUACGGCAUUGUGGACCAGGUAAUGGUCACCUGGAAUAAUGAGGGGAAUAAGUUUUGUAAGGUGCGUGUGCGGACCACAAAGACGCCACAAGUUGGCGACAAGUUUGCUUCUCGUCAUGGCCAAAAAGGCACCUGCGGCAUCCUAUAUCGACAGGAAGAUAUGCCCUUUACUUGCGAGGGUAUCACUCCUGACAUUAUCAUCAACCCUCAUGCUAUUCCAAGUCGAAUGACAAUUGGUCACCUGAUAGAGUGUCUUCAAGGGAAAGUCAGCGCAAAUAAAGGCGAGAUAGGCGAUGCUACCCCCUUCAAUGAUGCCGUGAACGUACGAAAGAUUUCCAUCCUCCUGCAAGAGUACGGCUAUCAACACACAGGAAACGAGAUCAUGUACAAUGGUUUUACAGGUCGUAAACUGAACUCUCAGAUCUUUUUGGGUCCUACGUACUACCAGCGUUUGAAGCAUAUGGUUGACGACAAGAUCCACUCGCGCUCACGUGGACCUGUCCAAAUUCUCAACCGUCAGCCAAUGGAGGGUCGCAGUCGCGAUGGCGGUUUGCGGUUCGGCGAAAUGGAACGUGACUGUCAGAUCGCCCAUGGUGCAGCCCAGUUUCUCCGGGAACGCCUCUUUUUCGCCAGCGAUCCCUAUCAGGUUUAUGUAUGCAACCUCUGUGGUCUGAUGGCUAUCGCACAUCAACGCAACAAGACUUUCGAGUGUAGUGCUUGCCAGAAUACCACGCAGAUAUCCCAGGUGGCUCUGCCGUACGCCUGCAAGCUUCUCUUCCAAGAGCUCAUGUCUAUGUCCAUCGCACCGCGUAUGAUGGUGAAUGCAAAUUCCACUCAAUUUUAA
This is a messenger RNA of Hydatigera taeniaeformis, 3582 nucleotides long. Lineage: Eukaryota; Metazoa; Platyhelminthes; Cestoda; Cyclophyllidea; Taeniidae. The record is from the annotation of a GenBank genome assembly.